This is a messenger RNA of Dioszegia hungarica, 1551 nucleotides long. RefSeq names its product 60Kd inner membrane protein-domain-containing protein. The transcript is spliced from 4 exons. Gene Ontology annotation, biological process: protein insertion into mitochondrial inner membrane from matrix; mitochondrial respiratory chain complex IV assembly. The annotation marks the transcript as partial. The record is from RefSeq and is a predicted model, not a curated record. Gene Ontology annotation, molecular function: membrane insertase activity. Gene Ontology annotation, cellular component: mitochondrial inner membrane. Lineage: Eukaryota; Fungi; Basidiomycota; Tremellomycetes; Tremellales; Bulleribasidiaceae.
UCCGGCAUUGCUCUCGGGAAGAGACCGAUAUGUCCACCUCGCGCCGGUCCGCUAUCCAUGGGAGGUUUGGGUAUGGGCUCCAGAGCGUUCUCAUGGAAUCCUUUCGGCUCAGUCGGCAGUACAAAUCCAGUCGAGCCGGUAGCGAGCGUUCCCCAGCAUGACCCUAUACUGUCGCGCCCCCAUCCCGAUCUUCAGCCGGCGGUCUCUACUGCGCCCACCUCCUCCGCCUCAUCCCUCCCAUCCACAGCUCUACCCGCGGAUGCGACUCCCGUCACAUCCAGCACCUCAUCAUCCAUCGCACCCCAGAUCGACUCACUGCCAAGCGCGGUCACGACGGAUCCCGGACUCUUGCCCCAGGCACCAGCGCUCCCAUCUGUGCCAACGCUGGAGGAGCUGGUGACAAACUCGGGAAUGUCGCUGUCGGAGGUGCUUCACUCUCCAGAGGCAGUGCACGCGGCAAUGAAGGUGUCAGAUCUGAGUCUGCUCGGAUUGGAACAUGGAUAUCUUAAUAUCGCUGGAUGGGUACGGGAUGCGUUGGUCGCUGGUCACACUCUGACCGGCUUGCCAUGGUGGAGCACCAUCGCUGUUGUUGCCGUCUCCUUCCGUCUUUGCCUCCUCCCCCUCAUCGUCCGCCUGACCGCUCACAACGUCCGUCUCGCCGCGGUCCAACCGCAGAUGACGGCUCUCUUCACCCGCCUCAACGCCGCCAAGGCAGCGGCCGACCCUCAGGCGCAGCAGGUCGUCCUCGGCACACUCCAAAAGUUGAUGAAGGAGAACAACGUCUCGCCAUUCCGACCCCUCCUCAUGCCGCUUAUUCAGAUGCCAUUCUUCCUCGCCUUCUUCUACUCGCUGAGAAAGCUGGCGGACCUGCCGCUGCCGCAGCUGAAGGAUGGUGGAUUCGGCUGGGUAUCGGACUUGACGGUACCGGAUCCAUACUUCAUCCUGCCGAUCACCAGUAUGAUCUUCACCAAUCUCGUUCUUAGGGUCGGCGCAGACGGUACGGCUUCCAUGAACUCCAACCCCAACAUGGGCCACUUCAAGAACGCUCUGACAGUCAUGUCGGUCGUUGCCAUCCCGUUCAUUGGCAAGAUGCCCGCUGCGGUACUCUUUUACUGGACCUUCACCAACCUGUACUCCCUCUUCCAAGCCGUUCUCCUUCGCCAACCCUUCGUCAAGUCCCUCCUCCGCAUCCCCUCUCCCCCACCCGCACCGCCUCUCCCCGCCGGUACGGCAGAGCCAAAACAGCCGAGCUAUGCCGAGACAUGGAAGGCGCUCCGCGAGACCUUGUCUACCAAGGGCGCAGCAUGGCAGGAGGCCAAGGCGAAACAUCAGGCGUCACUGGAUGUGAAGGAGCGGGAAAGUGGGAUGAGGGAAGGGAGUGCGUUGAUGGUGGAGCGAGUCAGGGAGAAGUCGGCGCCAGGUGUCAGCACACCGACGGUACCUGCGCCUUCGGUGAGCUGGCAGGAGACGGCGGGGUCGGAGAGGAGCGGGAAGGAGGAAGCGAAAGCGCGGAGAGUAGCGGCAGCGAGGGAGAAGAGAAUGAGGCAGUGA